AUGUGCACCUCGUUUCCCCAAUUCCCGAGGCUCCCUAGAGAGCUUCAGUUGCUGGUUUGGGAAGCCGCCGCUGCGUCUUCGAUGGAACAGCAAGUUAUUGAGGGCAGAGUCGAGUCCGAAACGCGGAAGCCUGACAUUUACGUCACCUUCCUUUUAUCCAGACUAUCGCGAAUGAGCAGGUCCAUAAUGCCGACCUCGAUUGUGUUCCCGUUCGCAUUGACAGACGUCGCGCCUCCUGUCAUCCUCUCAGUUUGCCAAACAUCGCGCCAGAUUGCUCUCAGGCACAAGAGUUUCACGAAAUUGCCGCUGACAGGCGACAACGAUGAUGAGAGGCUGGUCUGGUUCGACUUCACCUCUGAUAUCGUCUUCAUCCCCAGCAUGCGGUCCACGGCUUACGGCGUCUUGAUAGACUUGGCCCGUAUCAGCAACAAGGAAACGCGUGAGCUUAUUCAGCAUAUGGCGGCGCCAUGGGCACUUUUUCAUACGGGAAAUCGGUGUUUCCAGACCGAGCUUGAACGGAGACAGUGGUGGAUUACUAUGUUAUCCCAGCUCUACGACAUGUUCCCUCGCCUCACGGACUUGUAUCUAUGCAUUUCAGCCGCGAAGCAGAACAACCUUCCCGACCGCGGUGCCCACUUUCUCGAAGACCGCCGUGGUCCUGAGAAGCAACGGCCAGUGUUGGAGCCGAUCCCGGGGCCCCUCGACCAAGUUCAACUGCCUCCUUGUCAUUGCAAGGUGAAGCCGGGGAAUCUGGGUGACACCAUCGAUGAAGUCGAGAAGAGCCUGCGCUCUGAUUGGCUGCGGUCUCAGCUUCAGAGGGUCUUCGAUGGCCGGCAUCAUGGCGGGGCGAAGGUGCCAGCACCCUUUCGUGUUCACGGGAGGAGACUCAGGCUGGAAAGGAUUGAUUUGGAUACAUGA
Molecule: messenger RNA, 918 nt
Organism: Colletotrichum karsti
Lineage: Eukaryota; Fungi; Ascomycota; Sordariomycetes; Glomerellales; Glomerellaceae
Exons: 1
Coding region: 1-918 (305 amino acids)
Source: RefSeq, a predicted model, not a curated record